Leptopilina boulardi is the source of this 867-nucleotide messenger RNA. RefSeq names its product putative gustatory receptor 28b. Gene Ontology annotation, biological process: sensory perception of taste. Bases 1 to 867 code for a protein of 288 amino acids. The record is from RefSeq and is a predicted model, not a curated record. Gene Ontology annotation, cellular component: dendrite; neuronal cell body; axon. Lineage: Eukaryota; Metazoa; Arthropoda; Insecta; Hymenoptera; Figitidae. The transcript has 7 exons.
AUGGUGAAAAGCAAAAAGCUUCCAUUAUCAUUAACCAUUUUCUAUUUUUAUGGAAAAUUAAUUGGUCUAUUUCCACUUGUCUUAGAAAAAAAUGGAACUCUAAAAUAUUCUCGAAAAGGAAUUUUUUAUUCAAUUAUUUCCCAUGGAAACUUUUAUGCUAUUUAUACCAAUUUUGAUUGGUUGUUAUGGACAACAUAUAAUUUACCACAAAUUGUUGUACAUAAUUUAAUUGUUCUUUUUAUCACAAUUUUGCAAAUAUUUCAACGAAAAUUUUGCAAAUUAAAUAAACGAUUGAGACAUUUGCCACUUGAUAAUAAUUUUCGAUGCAGGCAAGCGAUUCAAUUUGAUUCUUUAAUACAAAAAAUUGAAGAUUUAGGAAAUUUACAUAAAGAUCUCGUUAAUUUGAGUUUAAUGAUAGUGGAUUUUUUUGGAUCUUUGAUAUUAAUACUUCUGAUGGCCCAUUUUUUUCACAUUCUUUAUGAAUCACAUGGAUUAUAUCAGUGUAUUAAAAAGGAAAAUUUUCAAGGACAAGAUUUUUGGUUAACUGUAAUUUAUCUCAUAUGGUUUACUCUCAUUUUACUAGAAUUAUUCUUCGUUGCAAUUUCAUCUGGAAGUUUCACUAAGGAGGCAAAUAAUACAGGAAAUGUUCUUCAUAAAAUGUGGAGUUUUUAUAGGCCAACAAAUUGUCAAAAAAUAAUUCAGAAUGUCUCGCAACAAUUACUUCAGAGGAAAAUGACAGUAUCAUUACAUGGUUUUAUUAAUUUAAAUUUUAAUUUCAUAUUCAGGAUUUUUGGAACUGUAACAACGUAUUUAAUAAUUAUGCUUCAACUAGAUGAUUAUAAAUCUGGUAAAGAAAAGAGUCAUUAA